This is a messenger RNA of Candida albicans SC5314, 1707 nucleotides long. It is a transcript of the gene CAN2, whose product is annotated as arginine permease. NCBI's taxonomy places the organism in Eukaryota, Fungi, Ascomycota, Pichiomycetes, Serinales, Debaryomycetaceae. Gene Ontology annotation, biological process: amino acid transmembrane transport. The record is from RefSeq and is a predicted model, not a curated record. Gene Ontology annotation, cellular component: membrane. Gene Ontology annotation, molecular function: amino acid transmembrane transporter activity. The coding region runs from base 1 to 1707 and encodes 568 amino acids. The transcript has a single exon.
AUGUUUGAAGUAGGUGAAAAAUAUCCUGUUGAAAGCAGCAGUAGUUCAAAUGACAUAGAAUCUCGUGGUGUUCAACCUAUAACAUCCCUCAAAGACAAUAAAUCAAUAGGAAUGAUAGAGAAAGAUAAUGAUGAUCUAUCAUGUGAACAAUAUAGUACUUGUGAUGAAGUCAAAAGAGAUUUAAAAGCAAGACAUGUUUCUAUGAUUGCCAUUGGUGGUACAAUAGGUACAGGGUUAUUCAUAUCCACUGGUUCUUUACUUCACACCACUGGUCCAGUAAUGUCAUUAAUAUCAUUUUUAUUUGUCACAACUUUAGCAUAUUCAGUUACACAAUCACUUGGGGAAAUGACAACAUAUAUCCCCGUUUCUGGAUCAUUUGCCCAAUUUAUAACUCGUUGGGUUUCAAAAAGUUGUGGUGCUGCUAAUGGUUGGUUAUAUUGGUUUUCAUGGGCCAUAACAUUCGCUUUAGAAUUAUCAGUUGUUGGUCAAGUCAUACAAUAUUGGACUGAUGCUGUACCAUUAGCUGGUUGGAUUUCCAUUUUUUUCGUCUUAUUAACUACAUUUAAUUUAUUCCCGGUGAAAUAUUAUGGAGAGGUUGAAUUUUGGAUUGCUUCAACUAAAGUAAUUGCUAUUGUUGGGUGGCUCAUAUAUGCAUUUUGUAUGGUUUGUGGGGCUGGUAAAACUGGACCAGUUGGGUUCCGUUAUUGGCGGAAUGGAUAUGCAUGGGGUGAUGGGAUGAUAGUUCUGAAUAAUGGUAAAUACGCCAUUUCUUUCAUUAAUGGUCUUAUCAAUGCUGUUUUUACUUUCCAAGGUACUGAAUUGGUUGCUGUUACUGCGGGUGAAGCUUCUCCAAGAGCAAUCCGUAGUGCAAUUAAAAAAGUCAUGUUCAGAAUUUUGGUAUUCUAUGUCUUGUGUAUGCUUUUCAUUGGUCUUUUGGUUCCUUACAACGAUCCAAAGCUUACUCAAGAUGGUGGUUUUACAAGAAACUCUCCAUUCCUUAUUGCUAUGGAAAAUUCCGGUACUAAAGUUUUACCACACAUUUUCAAUGCAGUGAUCGUUACAACAAUUAUUUCAGCUGGUAAUUCCAAUGUUUAUUCGGGAUCACGUAUUCUUUACGGGUUAGCCCAAGCUGGUGUAGCUCCUAAAUUUUUCCUUAAAACUAACAAAGGUGGUGUUCCAUAUUUUGCUGUCUUGUUCACUGCGGCAUUUGGUGCAUUGGGAUAUUUAGCAUGUUCGGAAGAUGGUAAUAAAGCUUUCACUUGGUUAUUGAAUAUUAUUGCCACUGCUGGAUUGAUCGCUUGGGGAUUCAUUUCUGUGAGUCAUGUCAGAUUCAUGAAUGUUCUUAGAAAAAGAGGUUUAAGUCGAGACAUUUUACCUUAUAAAGCUUUUUUCAUGCCAUAUAGUGCAUAUUAUGCCAUUAUUAUUAUAUUCAUUGUUGUGUUGAUUCAAGGUUUCACAGUGUUUUGGGACUUCAAUGCUAGUGAUUUCUUCACUGCCUAUAUAUCCGUGAUAUUAUUUGUUGUUCUUUGGAUUGGUUUCCACUUUUUCUUUUACGGGUUUGGUAAAGAUUCUUUUAAAUGGGAAAACAUAUUAAUCCCAUUGGAUGAUUGUGAUAUUGAUUCUGGUGUUAGAGAUAUUAAUGAUGCUGAAUUUGAUGUACCUGAACCUAAAAAUGUUUGGGAAAGAUUCUGGUUACUUAUUGCUUAA